AUGUCUGAAUUAACAGAGGCGGAAAAGCGCAGGCUUCUAAGAGAAAGGAGACAAAAAAAGUUUAGCAAUGGAGGUGCCAGUUCCAGGCUGAAUAAAAUCACUGGACAGGCAAGCAGUCAUUUGAAUUCAGAAUCACCUUUGGAUGCUCCUAGUAUUGGGAAGACUACCCCAACCGAGGGUAUAUCUUCAGCCACCCCUGAUAUCAGAGAAGAGAGCAAGGUAGCACCUCAAUUGGAUCUAUUGAAACAGCUCGCUGCUAUGCAAGGACAAGGUACGGACACAAGCUCCUCCCAGGACCCUUCCACACCGGAUCUACUUUCAUUGUUAAGUUCCAUGAAUACUGGUAUGCCCAGUGCAGAGGGCAUACCACCUCUUGCUCAAGCGGCUCCUAUUGCCCCAAUCAAUCAAGCUGCCCUAGACUACCACGAUUACUUGCUGAAUAGACUGAAAGCCUGGACCAUUCUUGUGAAGUGGGUCUUUUUUCUGUUGCCUUAUCUAUACCUAAUCACGAGACCGAAUUCUUCAGUGUGGCCAGCUUAUGCAUUCACUCAAUCAUCUUGGUUUGCAUCCUUGCGGAACCCGUCGAAUUUUACUAGGGUUUUUGCCACAUUUGAAUUCCUUUCCAUAUCAGUCUACUACCAGUUAUUAAAGAAGGUCGAGCACAAGAGCAAGAUUAGAAAUUUACAGGAUACCAAUAAACUUGUCAAGCUGGUUUCUCUCGUGCCAGAGGGAAUAAUUCCCAUCCCAAACCUGAAGGGUAAACUAAUUGCCCUUUUACAAUACUGGGAUCUACUGUCCAUGCUUAUCACCGACAUUUCAUUUGUAUUGGUUGUGCUAGGCUUGUUGACGUACCUAUAA
Molecule: messenger RNA, 858 nt
Organism: Saccharomyces mikatae IFO 1815
Lineage: Eukaryota; Fungi; Ascomycota; Saccharomycetes; Saccharomycetales; Saccharomycetaceae
Gene: GET2
Product: GET complex subunit GET2
Exons: 1
Coding region: 1-858 (285 amino acids)
Biological process (GO): protein insertion into ER membrane; retrograde vesicle-mediated transport, Golgi to endoplasmic reticulum
Cellular component (GO): GET complex
Source: RefSeq, a predicted model, not a curated record